CAGCCUCCGUCUGGCCGACUUUCCAGACCGUUUUCUCCCGUUGGUCCCCCAUCCCCUCUCCCGCCAGAUCCAGACUGUUCUUGGCUGCCACGCCCAGAACUUCGGAUGUGGAAACUCUCCUGCGCCUGUAACUCUUGGCCAGGGACAUAGGGCCGAUCCCGCACUGUAGACAUGGCUUCCAUGCAAGUUUCACAGAACCAUAUUGGCUGUUCCCCUGUGGAACGAUGUCCGGGAUGCUACAAGGUACAGGGUAGCACUACGCAUAUACCUCCCCCCAUUUUCCUCGGGAACAUCCCCUCAAUUCCAACACUCCCGACGCCUGAAUGCCAUGUGAACUGCUGGUCCUUGACCUUCUUCUCCGCGGGUGCACAAAUGCCCAUUCACACUCUGCUUGUCCCACGCUAGGCUGUACGGAGUUCUCAAUACGUGGACGCCUUGCCGUUGUGGCUUGCCAACGUUGGCCGCAGGAUCUCAGUGGCGUGCAAGCUGCUGAUGGUGGCGGCUUGAGAUAUUGUAUAUGGCACCGACAGAAGAGUACAGAUCAUAAGUAUCGCGAUCCUCAUGUUUCGUCUCUGAACGCUGACUCAAAACUAAGUUGGAUCAUAUAUACAUGCAAGUCUUCUCGGCCGUCACAGAUAGCUGGCGCGAUGAGUCAAACUUGUCGAUCUGAUAACUUUGAUCUGUCUGACACGAUAAUUUGCGUCAGUUUCUAUCGCAUGUGCUCCUUAAGAGACGAACACCUACUCCUUGAAUCAUCAAUGAAGGUGUCUCACAUCGGAGCGACCGCAUUGAGUACUGUCUCUGGGGCUGCCAAGUCCUGUGCGGAGUUCUAGAGAAAUCCAUUAAAUUGUCAGAGUCUUUCUCCAAGGAAUCU
Aspergillus costaricaensis CBS 115574 is the source of this 874-nucleotide messenger RNA. RefSeq lists its product as uncharacterized. The transcript has a single exon. NCBI's taxonomy places the organism in Eukaryota, Fungi, Ascomycota, Eurotiomycetes, Eurotiales, Aspergillaceae. Bases 324 to 833 code for a protein of 169 amino acids. The record is from RefSeq and is a predicted model, not a curated record.